AUGGUUCACACAUCUAAGAAUAACGUGCCACUUGUGGUAUCAUUACUCGCGCUUAUACCCCUUGUAGUAGGAGAUACGUCGCUUGGAUGCUUUUCAUCGGUGGACUCUGUUAGUUCAUCCUCUGAUUCAUACAUGACCCCCUCACUCUGUAGCGGAACGUGCUCGGAGUAUGCAUAUAUUGCACUUAAAAAUGGGGGAAACUGCUACUGUUUGGACGAAAUGCCCACCGACUCAGUCAGCUCUAGUAACUGUAACAUUGCUUGUUUUGGUUACGGGCUGGAGACUUGUGGUGGAUCUAGCGCCUACCAAGUGUAUAAGGGAGCAGGUACUGUCGGAGCCUCCAGUUCCGCAGACGACUCUGAUACGUCCUCCACUGAAACAUCAGAUAGCACAUCCACAUCGGCAUCGUCUGCCACUAGUUCUGAUGACACUUCUUCAUCGAAAACAUCCACACAAUCAUCAACUUUAGUAACCUCUACAGUUUCAGCAUCAUCAUCAGACAUUACAUCUUCUUCGGAAACAUCAUCUGCUACUUCAUCUAGCGAUUCAACCAGCAGCUCUUCUAAGACUUCAUCCGCCACUUCUUCAUCAACUACCGCCGGAUCUUCCAAGAAAUCGACCAAUGUUGGCGCGAUUGCAGGUGGUGUCGUCGGUGGUUUAGCAGCAAUAGCAAUCAUUGCAGCCAUUGUAUUCUUUGUUUUGAGAUACAGGAACUCUGAGGAUGAUGAUGACGAUGAAGGGUUCAACUAUGAAACCAAGAAAUCAUCGGGAAUAUCCAGGGGUCCAUCUAAAAAUAAACCAAACCCAUUGGAUAUGCCUAUGGUAAACCCUUUCACACAUCCUUCGGAUUCAGUGGUGGGUACAGGAGGAGCUGUAGGAGCAAGAAAUCCAAGCGGCGGAUUGGCAGAUCCAAGAUUGAACCCAGUAAUGAUGGGCAGAAGACGUCUAUCUGAAGGUUCUUUGGCAGACGAAGCAGACUAUAGUAGGAAAAUACUUCAAGUUGCAAAUCCUGACCAUUAA
This is a messenger RNA of Dujonia railenensis, 1020 nucleotides long. Lineage: Eukaryota; Fungi; Ascomycota; Pichiomycetes; Serinales; Debaryomycetaceae. The record is from the annotation of a GenBank genome assembly.